Molecule: messenger RNA, 3095 nt
Organism: Hyphopichia burtonii NRRL Y-1933
Lineage: Eukaryota; Fungi; Ascomycota; Pichiomycetes; Serinales; Debaryomycetaceae
Gene: RTT101
Product: cullin
Exons: 2
Coding region: 296-2707 (803 amino acids)
Biological process (GO): protein ubiquitination; SCF-dependent proteasomal ubiquitin-dependent protein catabolic process
Cellular component (GO): SCF ubiquitin ligase complex
Molecular function (GO): ubiquitin protein ligase binding
Source: RefSeq, a predicted model, not a curated record
ACUCCUUUCUUUGCUGAUCAAAUGAUCCAUUUUUUUUAUAAACUGUAGUUAGGUUCUUAUGGUCGGUUAUUUUAACGGAGCCUUCUCUCAGGGUCCCAUUCUCCUUAGUUUCUCUAGGAGCCAUGUUCACAGUUGAUAUUUCAGAGUUAUAUAUAUGUAUGUAAUGGUUUUUUUUUUUUGUUACUUUAUUCUCAAACUUCAGUGCAUAAAAAACGGAAUCAGAGCAUAUCAAUAUCUUGAAAAACACGAUCUUCAAGCUAUUUGACGAAGCGGAUAGCUGCUAUAAACGGAACACAUGACUGAAGACAUCGAGAUAAACAAGAAUGUCCUUAGCCUUGGGGAUUCGCCUUUUGGGGCAUCCCUGUUGGUGGUAACUGCAUCACAUUUGAGUCCUCUACAUCCCAGAUCGGAUCAACAUAAGAAUCAGCAUAAAAGGAUUAAACCAAACUUAGCUCAUCCUAAAGAAGAAAUAUUGUCUAGCUCUAAUGAAGAGGAAAUUAACCGUUUCAUUGAAUGUACUCUUCAUGAAAAGCCGCUUGGUAGAAGUUAUCAAUCAUGUUAUCAAAAUAUUCGAUGCCUUGCUUCUAGAGGCCGAACACAACAGACAAUGAUACUGGAUAAACUUUACAAUAGUGUUGAAUCGUAUUUCAAGGAAGUUGAACUUCUGAAAUGGGUUGAAGUACUUCAAAAUGAUGAGCUAAUUGAAAUAGUUCAAAAUCUAGUUUUACUAUUCAGCAAUUGGGAUCGCAAAUUGAAAACUCUAUUUAAAGUAUUCAGCUUCGUGGCUUCUUUCAUAAGCCAAAAGAAAGGUGGUAAUAUAAAGGUUUUCGGCUUCGAUCUUAUAUUGAAAAAUUUUUACGAUUGUAACGAAGGAAGCGAAGAGGAAAGGGCGAGAGAGGAGAAAAUCAUCCGUGCAACUUAUGGUAUUCUUCGGCUAUAUAGGCAAUAUGCUUGCAUGAGAGGUGAUUCUCCAAUUGGAGAUCUUGUGGAGAAGUAUUUGAUGUUCGUCAAGCAAUUGGGUACUAAUGGUAAACUCGUAAGUAAGUUAAUUCAUAAGUUUCGUGAAGAGGACUAUCAAAGAAUUUUAAGUACAUGGGAGGGAAACUAUAUAAAGCAUUGUCUUAUUAUUUUUUCGAGGGAAACCGACUUACUACACAAGUCUGGGUUAGAUCUUAAUGGAAUCACCAAAGACAUCUACCAAUUGAAAUUCAAUUUAAUAUUCGAAGAUUUUUCGGUAUCAUUAGAUAAAGGAUUGCCUGAGCUUAUUGAUAAUGGUUCAUACGAAGAAGUGACACAUUUAUCUAAAAUGUGUGAAGAAGCUGAUGAAAGAUCCUCUUUAAACACACAAAAAACAUUUGCAUUUUCGUGGAGUAAGAUUAUUGGAGUAAGAUUACAAUCAAUGAUAGAUGAGUACAAAGGAUAUGGGGUGACACAAGCAAAUCCUUUGGCUUUAAUAAACAACCUCACAAAAUACAUGGAAGACCAGCAGGAAAGUUUGAAACAGUUUCUCCCGGUGAAGCAGUCUCCAAGCUAUACCCUUCAAAAAGUUGUGGAAAAGAGAGAUUAUUAUGAAGAGUUCAUUUUUGAAUUCAGAACAGUUGUAAACAAAUUUUUCAUUGAUAAAAAUAACAAUACUUUCAUAAUGCAACAAUUAUGUAAAUUUUGUGAUUUACAUUUGAGAUCGAGUAAUUUAUCAAAAUCAAGUGAAUUCAUUAAAAGUUUUGCAACAAUUUUCAAAAGUCUUGGUAAUAAAACGGAUUUUCUCACCUUAUAUAAAAGAGAUUUAUCAAAAAGAUUAUUACUCAAUAGAUAUCGUGACUUGGAAUUGGAAAAAGCUAUGAUAAAUGAAUGUGCUAGACACGUUGGUGAUGAUGAUAGUAUAGUUGAAUUGAAAGGAAUGUUUGAUGAUCUCGAGAGCUCGACAGCAAACUAUAGUCAUGUUGAAUCGAUCGAUGAUCAACUUGGUAUUGAGUUCAAUGCAUUAGUUUUGAAUAAGAAGAAUUGGCCGGACGUACCCAAAAAUGAUUUCGAACUUAAUAUCCCUAAUAAACUUCAUAAUGUGUUAAAUGAGUUUGACAGCUAUUUCAAAAACCAAGGAGAAAAAGCAAAGGGUAAGAUACUUGAUUGGACUAGUUAUAAUUUGCAUCAAUUGGUUUUGAGGGCAUCUUUUAAUCGAGGAGAUAAGGACUUAGUAAUCAAUUUACUUCAGGCAGUCGUUUUAUUACUAUUUGAAACCGACGAUCGCAUUGAGUUUAAUAAAAUUGCAUCUACCACUAAUAUAGAAGAAAGAUUUUUGAAAAAUGUUUUAUCAAGCUUCUGUACAGAAAAGUAUAAGAUAUUGAUUCAUGAUCCAACGACUAAUACUUACACUUAUAAUAGAUUUUUCACUGACAAAUCCGAUCGAAUCAAAUUACCUCUAUCUAGGGAUAAAAAUGCCGCUAAGAAGAAUUCUAACGAAAGCAUAAUGAGCUUAGACGCUGAAAAGCUCUCCAAAAAUCGAGAAUCCGAAUUCCGAUGUACUAUAAUUAAAGUGAUGAAAGCAGAAGAGAAAAUCAUGUACUCCGAUCUUUUAGCCAAAACAAUAUCAAUUGUUGAGAAAAGAUCACCAGUGACAAUUCAAGAUAUCAAGAAGCAUAUCGAAGUUUUGAUCAAUCAAGAAUAUAUCGAAAGACAACCCGAUGGCCAAACUUUAGUCUAUAUUCCUUGAAACUCAAUCUCUACAUCUUUAUUAUAAGUAAACGUUUAUUAUUCUUAGUUAUGCGAAUGAAUAGACCGGAAAUGAAAUGAAUUGAUGGAUAAAUAGAAGUGUUUUAAAUAUACAAUUUGAUUAGAUUGGAAUAUCUUCUGGAUCUGGAUUGUAAACCCAGUGUUCACCAAAAACUGGAAUCUUAGAGUAGAAGGUGUUUUGGAAUAAUGGAAUACCUUCAGUGAAGGUAGCAAUACCACCAGCAACGGCACCUCCCCAUAAGGCCAAGUUUGGAACGUAAGAUUUAAGAAGAGGAAUGUUUAAACCAGCAACUGAUUUAACAGUUUUGUAAGCAGGACCUUUAACAUACUGAAACCAUUUUGAAUGUGUAACUACUUAGUCUUAUCUU